AUGCCGCAUGUUCGGCCUCGCGAGUACAUCAGGGCACACCCAGACUUUGACCUGCAAUAUGUCGAAGUGAUUCACCGUCACCACAAGCGAACACCUUAUGCAUCAAACGCCUUUCCAGUCGAGAGCCAUCACUGGGACUGUGACGACGUGCACUUGCAUCUCUACGGGCAGCCGUUGCAAGGAAACGCCGCGGCAGCACCAGUAUUCCAACAAGGAUAUACUUCUACGACCAAUCCUUUUGUCCCCUCUGGCUGGAUUGGAAGCUGCAAGUUCCCUCAGAUCACUGCUGGCGGGCUAGACGACUCUUGGCAACACGGCGCAGAUCUCUAUGCCGUCUAUCACCAUCUUUUGGGGUUUCUUCCAGCCCGAAACGCAGAUUACAAGUCUGCUGUGACAUACCGCGUCACCAAUAAUGAGAUAACCAGCCAGGUGGCUGCCAUGGUCAUCAACGGGAUGUGGUCGACAACUGAUCCAUUCCCCCUUCUUGUUCAGGCUCCGAGAGUGGAUAGCUUGGAGCCGCAAUACGCGUGCGAAGCAGCAGAUUCAUUGUUCGCGGCCAUCAAAUCGAGGAGCAACCCCGAGUGGGAACAGCAUUUGGACUUGUCGGGUGGGCUGUUCCGCAAGCUUGAUGAUAUCUCCAGCGUACCGUCAAACGAUGAAGGGUUCCACGCCUCUUUCGACCGUUAUUACGAUAAUCUCUCGGCAAGACAAUGCCAUGCCAUAUCCCUGCCAUGCAAACUACCCCAUGGUGGAAACAACACCAUUUGCGUCUCACAGGAAGCCGCUAAUGCCGUGUAUCGAAUGGGACAUUGGGAGUACAGCCAGAUAUACCGUGACCAUCCAUCCUCACUUCCUGCGAGUGUCGCAGCCUUUGGUGUUUGGAUCAGCGAGCUGACCAGUCAUCUGCGAGACGUCAUGAGCGGCAAAUCCAGGACCAUUUACUUUCACAACGUUGCCCACGACGGAUCAGUUUCUCGUUUGCUCUCCAUAUUGCAAAUUGACGAAAUGACUUGGCCUGGGCUGGGAGCCGAGGUCGUGUUUGAACUUUACCAGCAGAAAGCGCCAAUGCCAAACUCGGGGUCAGCGGAUUCAAGAGACGCGCCGCCAGACUCAAAUCUUGGCUGUCACGGCGCGACAGCCCCGGACGGCCCGCUGAAAUCCCGAGCCUCCAGUCCUACAGGGUAUUAUAUCCGCGUGCUUUAUGGUGGCAAGGUCUUCAAGUCCUCGCAGCCAAUUUUGGGCCGCCUUGAUAUGCUUCCCGUGGAAGUGUUAUUGGACUAUUUGGAUGGACUAGUGGGGAAGGAAGCGAGCUUAAUCAAGACCAAAUGUCGGCGCUGA
Messenger RNA from Ustilaginoidea virens, 1338 nucleotides. RefSeq lists its product as uncharacterized. The record is from RefSeq and is a predicted model, not a curated record. Gene Ontology annotation, biological process: dephosphorylation. The transcript is spliced from 3 exons. Gene Ontology annotation, molecular function: phosphatase activity. The coding region runs from base 1 to 1338 and encodes 445 amino acids. NCBI's taxonomy places the organism in Eukaryota, Fungi, Ascomycota, Sordariomycetes, Hypocreales, Clavicipitaceae.